Molecule: messenger RNA, 363 nt
Organism: Plasmodium gallinaceum
Lineage: Eukaryota; Apicomplexa; Aconoidasida; Haemosporida; Plasmodiidae
Product: conserved Plasmodium protein, unknown function
Exons: 5
Coding region: 1-363 (120 amino acids)
Source: RefSeq, a predicted model, not a curated record
AUGAGAUAUAGACUUUUCCCUCCUUUAACUUUUUUAAGUUUUUUAAGAAAACUUCAUGUAUAUUAUUCUCCAGCAAGAAACGAAAAAACAGAUGUUGCAAGAAGGUUAAUUAUUUUUGCUUCUUCGCAAAAAAUAAAACAGAGAUACCCCUUAUUAACUGUAACAUGGGAAUUAUUAGCAUAUGAAAAUCCCCCUAUGAUAGAAGUUGAAUAUUUAAAUGGAGAAAAAGAAAAAAUAAAUAUAGAAUAUUUCAGUGAUAGACAAAAAAAAGAAAUUAUAAAUAAAUGGAAAUAUACAGCAUCAUUAGACCCUUUUCCUGAAGUCUUAGCACCUACUAUUGAAAAAGCAAAUAAGGAUUUUUAG